Messenger RNA from Brassica oleracea var. oleracea, 872 nucleotides. Its product is annotated as callose synthase 3-like. The coding region runs from base 479 to 829 and encodes 116 amino acids. The record is from RefSeq and is a predicted model, not a curated record. NCBI's taxonomy places the organism in Eukaryota, Viridiplantae, Streptophyta, Magnoliopsida, Brassicales, Brassicaceae. The transcript is spliced from 7 exons.
UCGAGUACGUGAAGCAAGCCGCUCGAGAAGAACACCAAGAUCAGAGAAGCCAUCUCCCAGAAAUUCACAGAGUACCUCCGCCGCGCGGAGGAGAUCCGCGCCGUUCUCGACGAAGGAGGAUCGGGGCCCGGAUCUAACGGCUUCUGCAGCAUAACCAAUGUUAUCAUUCGAAUAUGAGCAGUUUGGGUGUGUGUUUUGUAGAGAGUAUGGGCGACGAAAUCAUGAACAAAUCUCUGAAACAAAGAUCGAAGAUCAAACCCAUUGUUAGGGUUUCUUAUGGAUCUCUCUCUAUCUCUGAACCUUUAUUAACCUGGAGGUUUGAGGUAGCAAUGUCGGCUUCGAGAGGUGGUGGUCCUGACCAGGGACCGUCCCAACCUCAGCAGCGACGGAUCAUGAGGACUCAGACCGUUGGUAAUCUCGGAGAAUCAUUCGAUAGUCAAGUCGUUCCGUCCUUGCGUUGAGAUUGCCCCUAUUCUCCAUGUUGCUAAUGAGGUUGAAUCUAGCAACCCUAGAGUUUCUUAUCUCUGUCGGUUCUAUGCGUUCGAGAAAGCUCACAGGCUGGAUCCCACCUCCAGUGGAAGAGGAACAUGAUUCUACACUGAUGGGCAGGGUUGAGAAAAGUGAUGCCCGUGAGAUGCAGAGCUUUUAUCAACAUUACUAUAAGAAGUAUAUUCAAGCUUUGCAAAAUGCUGCUGAUAAGGCCAACCGUGCUCAGCUGACAAAGGCAUACCAAACUGCUAAUGUUUUGUUUGAGGUGUUGAAGGCUGUUUAUCUUACACAGUCUAUUAAGGUUGACCAAAAGAAUCGAGGCAAGUGUUUUGGCUGCUGAAAGAGCGUGAGCUGACGCCAAGCAAUUCCAACAUCUUGGACGG